AUGCCUAACCAAUGGAAGCCGACUUCACCUCUUGAGGAAAUUACACCUCACAUGCUGCACUUGUGGAAAGCCUGUCAGACUGACAAGAUGAUCGUUGAAAACUUGUGGAAGGUCAUUGAUACAUCCCGCUAUGGAAUAGGUAUUACAAAGUUCAAGGAGAUACGUAAUGCCAUGGGUCUUCAGCGUACUCGGCAGCAGAACCACUCUAUUGAGUCCAUUCGUGACAACAUGAUGGACCUCCACAAGGCGUAUCCAAAUGCUGGUGCACGAGAAAUGGUCUCACUGCUCUUUCAUGAGAAGGAUAUGAAAAAUCACAGGAAUGUGGUCAUUUCAUACUUUGCUGCAUACAAGGCAGACCUGGUGCAUCAGUGGAAAGCCCGUCGGCUUCAGCGGAGACAAUUCUGGGCUGCUGGUGUGAACGACUUGUUCACUGUCGAUCAGCAUGACAAAUGGCUUCAGUUUGGUCUUGGACUCCACACAGGAAUAGAGCCAUUCUCAGGCCACAUUCCAAUGAUUACACAAAGCAACCCAGGAUCUGAGGACUACGGAAUCACUAUUGUGCACACAAUGCUGUGCCAAAUGUACGAUUCAUCACUGCAUGGCACAUUGCAACACCGGUGGAUGUGGACCAAAAAGAACAUUAUGCCCAGAAUUGCCUGGUCCAAGUUGCACUGGUGUUUUACUCCUGGUUUUGAAUCACUAUUGGAUGAAGGCGUGGUCAUGGUAUUUAGAUGGGUGUUCAUCCCAUGGCUGCUCAACAUCAUUACAAUGAUCUUGGUCAGCCUCCAGUCACCUGCCAAUCAGCUUGGCACAUCUACUUAG
Suillus paluster is the source of this 822-nucleotide messenger RNA. RefSeq lists its product as uncharacterized. Lineage: Eukaryota; Fungi; Basidiomycota; Agaricomycetes; Boletales; Suillaceae. The transcript has 6 exons. The coding region runs from base 1 to 822 and encodes 273 amino acids. The record is from RefSeq and is a predicted model, not a curated record.